GCAAGCGCUCCACCACUGAGCCACCUUCCCAGCCCACUUUUGCCCUUUGAACAGUCUACCCUCUGGGUGUUCUGUGACCAGUCCUGGACAGAAAGGUACUGGAGCUUUGUGCCUGUCUCAGAGGAGCUUGCUUCCCCUGGGAGAGGGCGGAGCGGAGAACAGGGUGUCUGGUAGGAAAGUGGUGAGAUGGAGCAGGCCGAAGCAGGGAGGGUUCUGUGGUCAUUGGGUAGGCCGCGCAGACGCCCCGAGGGAGCGCCCCAUGUUCUGUUGUCUUCAUGGGGACCGAGGUUGGCGCAGUGCAUGUCCCGUUCGUUUGGGGAGAGCUAUCGAGUGGGCAGUACCAAGGGCAUCCACGCCCUCACCGUCUUCUGUUCUUGGGACUACAAAGUGACCCAGAAGUGGGCCUCCCGUGUCCAGCAGGACGGCAUUCGGACCCAGCUGAAGGAGCUGCUGGCCGAGUGGCAGCUGCGCAGCAGCCCGCGGAGCGCGUGUGGCAGCGUGCAGCGGGGGCUGGCGCGGGGGCUGGUGUGGCUGCUGUGUCUGGGGACCUCGCUGGGCUGCGCUGUGGCUGUGCUCACCUUCUCAGAGGUCACCAUCCAGAACCCCGGGACAGGCAGCCAGGAGGCACGAUCGCUCGCCCUGCCCCUGGUGGUCAGCCUCCUCAAUCUGGGGGCCCCCUACCUGUUCCGCGGUCUCGCCAGCUUGGAGCAGCACGAGAGCCCCAUACUGGAGGUGUAUGUGGCCAUCUGCAGGAACCUCAUCCUCAAGCUGGCCGUCCUGGCUGUGCUGUGCUACCACUGGCUGGGCCGCAGGGUGGCCGCGCUGCAGGGCCGCUGCUGGGAGGACUUUGUGGGCCAGGAGCUGUACCGCUUCACGGUGAUGGAUUUCUUCUUCACGCUGCUCGACACGCUGUUUGGGGAGCUGGUGUGGAGGUGAGGGCUCCUCCCACCUUGUGUCCUUUCCAGUCCUCUGGGCCCCUGGCUGCGCUGGGUCUCCCCCAACAGCACCUGGGGAGGCCGUAGGAGGCAGGAAGUGCCCUAAUUUUGGAUGGGAAAGAAAAUGAAGUUCCAGCGGAGUGUGUUUAGUCAAGGUCUUAUCUGUAGGAAACCAGAAUGAGUGGGUGGGGCAGGCGCGCUCUGUGUGUGUGUGUGUGUGUGUGU
Molecule: messenger RNA, 1160 nt
Organism: Dipodomys ordii (Ord's kangaroo rat)
Lineage: Eukaryota; Metazoa; Chordata; Mammalia; Rodentia; Heteromyidae
Product: transmembrane channel-like protein 6
Exons: 5
Coding region: 187-936 (249 amino acids)
Cellular component (GO): plasma membrane
Molecular function (GO): mechanosensitive monoatomic ion channel activity
Source: RefSeq, a predicted model, not a curated record